This is a messenger RNA of Meleagris gallopavo (turkey), 2391 nucleotides long. NCBI's taxonomy places the organism in Eukaryota, Metazoa, Chordata, Aves, Galliformes, Phasianidae. The record is from RefSeq and is a predicted model, not a curated record.
ACAGAAAAUGGGCGUUUUGUGAAAGAGUAGCCAGCAGGACAGACCUAUACAGCCCCACUGACUUCAGCAGAAAACAGGAGGGAAGUCGGCCUGCAGUGCUUACAGAAGAGCUGCACAUUGGGUAUGGGCAGGAGCUCCCCUGAUAGGAGCAGUGAAGAAACAGAAGGUUCACAGCAAUGAUCUCUGCCAUGAGACACAGUAACACAGUUUUUCAAAAGAAUAUUGUCCUCCAGUAAAUGAAAACAGAUUUUUAAAUAGUCGAUGUCAAUUCCAAACCCGGUACUGAACGAAGAGCCCCCUGGGGGUGGCUGCAGGCAGGAGCCACUGUGUGCACCUGCAGAAGGAAGGCAGGAGCUGGAACGCCGAGUUUCACCACAGGGAAGGCCGAAGGAGACAGACAACCAAGGCGGAGCCUUCAUUAACUUCCAUUACCGGAGAUAUACUGUCAGAUUAAUAAAAGCUAUGAGAUAUUAUAUUAUCCAACAAAAUAUCUAACAAAGAGCCACCCACAUGAAAUUAUAGUGCAUGUGUGAAUCAACACAGACAUACUUGAGUAGAACAGUAAUGCGUAUUACUUUCCUAUGACAAAAUUCCCCUUAGCACAUCACUUUUGGCAUGAGCGCUGUGGCUGGCAAAGCCCAUGGGAAGCGGCACUGCCUGGAGGUGACACCCACCCGGUGAGGUAUAAAGAGGCCCCGGCGAGGACAGGAGGCAGCGCUUCCACUUCUGCAUCGGGCUCGCAGCAGGCUUUGCUUUCGGGGCGCGACAUCCACCUCUCACCAUGAGCUGCAGCAUCAAGAGGACAUCCAGCACCUCGUACCGCAGCGGAGGCGGGGGAGGCAUCUCUGCUGGUGCCGGCGGCAGGAGCUCCUCCGCCUCGUGCCGGCGAUACGCCUCCUCCGUGAUCGGCGGGGGCAGCUCCGCGGGGGCAGCGUGCGGCAUCGGCUACGGCGGGGGCAUGAGCGCCGGCAGCCUCGCCGGGGGCUUCUGCGGGGGCCUGGGAGGAGGCUUCGGAGGCGGCUUUGCCGGAAGCUUCGGCGCCGGGGGGGACGUGCUGCUGAGCGGCAACGAGAAGAUCACCAUGCAGAACCUCAACGACCGCCUGGCCUCCUACCUGGACAAGGUGCGAAGGCUGGAGGAGGACAACGCCCAGCUCGAGCUCCACAUCCGCGAGUGGUACAGGAAACAAGCUCCCAGCGCCUCAAAGGACUACAGCUCCUACUACCAGACCAUCGAGCAGCUCCAAAACCAGAUCAUUUCUGCCACUGUGGACAACAACAAGAUGCUUCUGGACAUCGAUAACAGCAAGAUGACGGCUGAUGACUUCCGAAUGAAGUAUGAGAAUGAACUGGUCAUCCGUCAAACUGUGGAGUCUGACAUUAAUGGCUUGAGAAACAUGCUGGAUGACCUGACUCUGGUUAGGUCUUCACUGGAAUCUGAGCUGGAGUCCUUGAAAGAUGAGCUUAUUGCUCUGAAGAGAAACCACGAGGAGGAAAUGAGCUGCCUGAGGAAGCAGGCGACCGGAGAUGUGAGCGUGGAGGUCAACGCCUGUCCCGGCCCAGACCUGAGGAAGAUUCUGGAGGAGCUGCGUUGUCAAUAUGAGACGCUGAUGGAGCGCAACCGCAAGGAGACUGAGCAGUGGUUUGCCUGCAAGGUGGAAGAGGUGAACCUGGAGGUCAUCACCAGCAGCCAGGAGAUAGAGUCGAGCAACAAGCAGGUCACGGAGCUGAGACGCCAGCUGCAGGGCCUGGAGAUCAACGUGCAAGCCCAACUGACCAUGAAAGAAAACCUGGAGUCCUCUCUGGCUGAGACAGAAUGCCGCUACAACAAAUACCUCACUGAGCUGCAGAGCCAGAUCUCCUGCGUGGAACAGCGGCUGGCGGAGAUCCGGGCGGAGACGGAGUGCCAGAACCAGGAGUACAAGAGCCUGCUGGACGUCAAGUGCCGCCUGGAGCAGGAGAUCCACACCUACCGCUGCCUGCUGGAGGGCGGGCAGCAGGACAUCAUGUACGCAGGCUGCAGGCAGAGCCGGGCACAGUGACAUCCCUGGGCCGUCACUUACAGGAAUAUGAAAACCUGAGAUACAAGCGGUAAAAGAACACAGUGGCAAGGAACCAGCAGAGCCCUACUUCCAGCCAGGGCCAGGAAGCCAACCAUGAGGAGUGAGCAUUUGGCUCUGACCGAUGUCUGACCGUGAGCUCCUUCUCUCCCUGGAAGGGGGUCAGCCCAUCGCUCCCACCCUGCGCCAGCCCUGCCCUGCGCUGCGGGGCGGCUCCCGCUGAGCUGGGGAAGGUGCUUCGUGACAGCUGUCAUUUAGCUGAGUCCUGCUGGCUCUGCACUGAUAGACAGGAUUAGGGACGGGCAGUUAAAUUCCCUGAAACAAUAAAUUAU